AUGAGCGAGCACAUCAUGCAACGCCGGGUUCGCGGCUACCUGAAUCCAUCAGACGAAGUUCUACAAGAUCCGUACUUUGUUCCUUCGUCCGAAGAAUCAGUCACAUAUCUCUUCCAACACCAGUCCUAUGUUCCAGAAAGCCCAGAUUCAGCUUUUCAUGACUUAGGCUUUCUUGCUGCCGACAAUGAAGAUCAUGAGAAUCACCCGCACAAAAGGCAGCGUAUUGACUCAACGAUUACGCCGACAUCCCGUUUGUUCUCUAGGGGUCUUCCUAGCCGGACGAACGGCGAGGAGUCGCCAAACUCCGGCAAACUUGACAGCCAGGGUGACAGUCAACCCUCUUCCGAAGGUUUGCCUACUUCCCCUCUCAGAAAUCUCGAAACAUACAUACGCCCACCAUUUUCAAGCUUCGAUGCGGCAAUAUCAGGAUAUUACGAUAUUUCUUCGACAACCUCAUAUGAUGCUGUAGUACCACGAACGAGCUCAGCGGAUUUGUUGUCCCCGGUGCACAGCCAAAGCCUUGAAAAUCCUUGCACUUCAAGUCACGACCCUCUCAGUCCGUUGACGGUUGAAACCGGAGAGCCCACUCACUCUGUCUUCCUGGAGGCCUAUCCUCCUCUUCAGCCACCAAGUCACUUGAGAAGCUAUCAGCCUGCCACCAGUCCGGACAUCAUGGCCAACAUGGGCCAGAAGCAAAACCAUAGAUUGCUCAGACCAAAAUUAAUCCCAACAUGCCUCAACCCAGAAGGCGUAGAAUAUAGAACUCCAGUGCCUGGGCUCCAGAGGAACACGCCACCCCGUACAGGAGCCGAGACGCCUUGCACGCAUUCGGCCGUUGCUGGGCAAGAACGAAAGCACGCUCUUUCGAGCGUGGUAAGCCACCAGGCCGCGCCGCUGCAAUAUAUCUUUGUACAACAAUUUACGUCCACGGACGGUUUCAACGCUGAAAAGGUGCAGUGCUUUCAGCUGGCCCAACAAGUCAACGGACGGGAUGUAGUCAUGCCAGAUUGGAAGCCUCCUACUACCAGGCGGGGACCUUUUCGGAACCAAGAAAAGCGGAAAGAAACUGCGCAGGUGAGGAAAAUUGGCAGCUGUAUACGUUGUCGAAUGCAACGCAUCAGGUGUGAAGCCAACACCGACGCCCCAAACGACCAUGAUUCCCCGUGCGAUGGUUGUCGAAAAGUUGGCGCCAACUCUAAAAUCCACCGGCUGCCGUGCAAACGGUGGAAGAUAACCGAAGUCAAGCUCUUCAAGCCUGGACAAGUCAAAGGGCUGGAGUGGACGAGUCGGUGGAAAGACAAGACUAUGACGCCUGAAAUCUACCAGUGGGACUCUCCCGUCGUGAAAGUUAUCACUAUGACAGAGGGAUACGCGGACGGCGUUCCGUUGCUAGUUCGUCGAUUCACUCAGCAAAGUGGCGAUAGGUUGCACCGGACAUGGUUCGAAAACGGCAAGGAGCAGCGCUGGUACAUCGAGCCCUUCGCUCUAGUUGAUCUUGAACGGGCGAGGACACAGCUCGAAAGGUAUCUAAAGUCAGGACUCAGUGCAAUGUUGCACGCGCUGCUUGGGCCAAAGGAGAAGCUGCUCUGGCGGACAUACGACCACGCCAUCCGGCGACUUAAAAGACUGGGUACCCCGGAGGAAGAGAAAAAGCUGAUCUCCAAAACUCUCGACCUUUGGGCAGCCGUCCGCUUGACAACGAGGUCGUUCCAGAUCUGCGGGAAAGAGACACUCGGCAUCCGACCCCUUAAAGGAAAGAUACUCAUCCCACCGGUCAUGGGGGCGCAGCUCGAUUUCAUCCUCCUCAACCAGACGCUACCUAAGCUUCGCAGAGAAACUUUGGAGUUGUUACAGAGUAUGAUGCAGGCGAAGAAGCAGAAGACUUGGCUGACGACAUACCUGGUCACGGCCAUGCUCCUUCACAACGUGGCCCUCAUCACGGCUCACGACCACAGCUAUGCCAAGAAGCAUGGCCUGAGAAGCAACUUUGCCAGGAAGCAUAUGGUCGAGCAAUACCACCUUGGCGCGAACAUCUUUUUAGCCUACUAUCACUAUUGCAACAAAGGCGUAUACCCCUUCUCCACAGAAUGCAAGGAUUCCGAACUGCAAAUUCUGGCUGAGCUGGACGACGAGUCGAUCAAUUUUGUGAAAUACACCAGGGAUUACGCCAGGGAGCACAAGGAUGAGUGGGACGAAUUGCAUGAGGCCCAGGAUUACGGCAAUGACUACUACUUCAUCAGACAGUUAUUCGAGCGGAACUGGAUGCCCCAGUCAACGGUAAUCGACUAG
This is a messenger RNA of Diaporthe amygdali, 2289 nucleotides long. RefSeq lists its product as uncharacterized. Lineage: Eukaryota; Fungi; Ascomycota; Sordariomycetes; Diaporthales; Diaporthaceae. Bases 1 to 2289 code for a protein of 762 amino acids. The record is from RefSeq and is a predicted model, not a curated record. Gene Ontology annotation, biological process: regulation of DNA-templated transcription. The transcript is spliced from 8 exons. Gene Ontology annotation, molecular function: zinc ion binding; DNA-binding transcription factor activity, RNA polymerase II-specific.